GGUGGGGCAGACCCGGGCUAGGGGUUGCAGUGGAGUCUGUAUCGUUCCUCAGGCGCGCCACGUCUCUCGUCUCACCGCUCUCCGGCAGCUGUGGUGGCAUCCCGGCCCACCGUCCCUCCUGUCCAGCGCAGCCCACGCUCUCCGCGCUUCGGAGAAGCAGACUCUGCGGGUCCUGUUCAGCUUUUCCCUCCGUCCCAGAGAGCGCCAUGGCAACCAGAGGCACAGUGACUGCCUUCUCUGGCUUUGAUGACCGGGCUGAUGCUGAAACUCUUCGGAAAGCAAUGAAAGGCCUGGGUACCGAUGAAGAAAGCAUCCUGACCCUGCUCACAGCCCGAAGCAAUGCCCAGCGCCAAGAAAUUGCAGUGGCGUUUAAAACUUUGUUUGGCAGGGAUCUUCUGGAUGACUUGAAAUCAGAGCUGACCGGGAAGUUUGAGAAGCUCAUCGUGGCUCUGAUGAAGCCCGCGAGGCUCUACGAUGCCUAUGAACUGAAGCAUGCUUUGAAGGGAGCUGGGACAAAUGAAAAAGUGUUGACUGAAAUUCUGGCAUCCAGAACCCCUGAAGAAUUAGUGAGCAUCAAACAAGCUUAUGAAGAAGAGUAUGGCUCCAGUCUGGAGGAUGAUGUCAUUGGAGACACUUCUGGAUACUACCAGAGGAUGUUGGUGGUUCUUUUGCAGGCUAACCGAGACUCUGAUAAUGGGCUCAAUGAAGACUUGGUGGAACAGGAUGCUAAGGACCUCUUCCAAGCUGGGGAACUGAAAUGGGGGACAGAUGAAGAGAAGUUCAUCACCAUUCUGGGAACACGCAGCGUGGUUCAUUUAAGAAGGGUGUUUGACAAAUACAUGACGAUAUCAGGAUUUCAGAUCGAAGAAACCAUUGACCGGGAAACAUCGGGUCACCUGGAACAGCUGCUUCUUGCUAUUGUAAAAUCUAUCCGAAGCGUACCUGCCUACCUUGCUGAGACGCUCUACUAUGCCAUGAAGGGCGCUGGCACGGAUGACCACACUCUCAUAAGAGUCAUUGUUUCCAGGAGUGAAAAAGAUCUCUUCAACAUCCGAAAAGAAUUUAGAAAGAACUUUGCAACUUCUCUUUAUUCUAUGAUUAAGGACGACACAUCUGGAGACUACAAGAGAGCCCUCCUCCUGCUCUGUGGCGGAGAAGAUGACUAAUGUGGCCUUGCCGAGGAAGCUCCUCCCUCUGGGCCUGCCCCCACCCGGUGCCUUCCAGCUAGCCUCUCAUGUAGCCUCAUUUUUGUAUGUUAGCGCUUGCUGUAUUGCCUUAUUCAUACUAGCAUGCUAAUGAUGGCCCCCAAGUGGUAGCAUCCCAUAGAAGAGAUUUCUGUGCUUCCCUCCGAUCGCCACACCGAGGUUUCCCUACUUCCUGGGUUGGGAGAUCAGGGGCAAAAAACAUCCCUAACUCCUCCUUCGGGACUCAGUUUAGAGCCUGGCUCCGGGAUUCUACCAUCACAUUAUAGUAUGAUUAAAAAGGAAAUCUGUGUCUAAAAAACAAAAAA
Gracilinanus agilis (Agile Gracile Mouse Opossum) is the source of this 1510-nucleotide messenger RNA. It is a transcript of the gene ANXA5, whose product is annotated as annexin A5. Lineage: Eukaryota; Metazoa; Chordata; Mammalia; Didelphimorphia; Didelphidae. Gene Ontology annotation, molecular function: calcium ion binding; calcium-dependent phospholipid binding. The record is from RefSeq and is a predicted model, not a curated record. The coding region runs from base 207 to 1166 and encodes 319 amino acids. Gene Ontology annotation, biological process: negative regulation of coagulation. The transcript has 13 exons. Gene Ontology annotation, cellular component: cytoplasm.